Alosa alosa (allis shad) is the source of this 2115-nucleotide messenger RNA. RefSeq names its product ubiquitin-conjugating enzyme E2D 2 (UBC4/5 homolog, yeast) (gene ube2d2). Gene Ontology annotation, cellular component: nucleus. The transcript is spliced from 7 exons. Lineage: Eukaryota; Metazoa; Chordata; Actinopteri; Clupeiformes; Clupeidae. Gene Ontology annotation, biological process: ubiquitin-dependent protein catabolic process; protein K48-linked ubiquitination. Bases 258 to 701 code for a protein of 147 amino acids. The record is from RefSeq and is a predicted model, not a curated record. Gene Ontology annotation, molecular function: ubiquitin conjugating enzyme activity.
CUCAUUAGACCAGUGCAGAGUGAGUGAUCUGGUAGCCGCUGCUGCAGGAGGAAGGAUCGCGGUUCUACCCGUACUACCGUUCAGUUUCGCCUCAAAAUUACAUUGACCGGUUUCGCCGGACAGAUAGCGUUAAAUCGUGUGUUAGCCCAAGGUAUUGAUUGUGACACAUUUGUGAGUACUGGUCUCCAGAUAUAGAGAACAGCCGCCAUUUUAACCGACUAUAACACGUUUUCGGUGACAGCAGCACAAGCACAACAAUGGCUCUGAAAAGAAUUCACAAGGAGUUGAAUGACUUGGCUCGUGAUCCUCCCGCUCAAUGCUCAGCCGGACCAGUAGGAGAUGACAUGUUUCAUUGGCAGGCGACAAUAAUGGGACCUAAUGACAGUCCUUACCAGGGUGGAGUGUUUUUCCUCACUAUUCACUUCCCCACAGACUACCCCUUCAAACCGCCAAAGGUUGCGUUCACCACAAGAAUCUACCACCCGAAUAUCAACAGCAACGGAAGCAUCUGUCUCGACAUUCUGAGGUCACAGUGGUCCCCCGCCCUCACCAUCUCCAAAGUUCUCCUGUCUAUCUGCUCUCUGCUGUGUGACCCAAACCCAGAUGAUCCUCUCGUACCCGAGAUCGCCCGCAUCUACAAGACUGACAGGGAAAAGUACAACAGAAUAGCUCGGGAAUGGACACAAAAGUAUGCAAUGUAGUUCUGGAGCUCGGAUUCACGGCGGGAAAAAACAAACAAACAAACAAACAGCCCACGCCACCUCUCUUGUCUCCGUACCCACGGCGACACUCGAAAGAUUAAGAGAAAAAAAAGCAAAAGCAAACAAAAAAAACAGGUCUCAAAUUCCAUUGGAGUGCUUUGCUCCUGGCCACUCCCCCUUCCCCUCCUAAACCCCUUGACCCUGACCUUUGACCUUGCCCAGCAGACAUGGUGUGUACAUACUCUCUCCGCCCCGACCACGUGACCCCAUCCCUCACUCUACUUCUCUAUCCACUCCAUCUCUCUCCUUUUCCAUCUUUCAUCCCACCUUCUUUCCCUCCUUCACCCCCCCCCCCACCCCACAACAUGCACGCUCCAUGUCUUGCUCCCACCUUUGUCGCCACGGCGACUAGCCCCGUCCCCUCCGAGGUUCAGUCAGAACUAGCUGGCGCAGCGUUGCCUUUUUUUUUUUUUUUCUCUUUCCCAUAAGCAUUCCUUCUUCAUUCGUCAUUCUGAAAGAAAAGGUAAAUAAUAAUAAAAAAAAUAAGAAAAUAAAUACGAUUUUUAAAAAUAAGUAAACAAGCAGUUGCUGGAGCCUGGUGCCCUGAGGAGCAGGGUUGGGUUAGUUGGGGGAUUGAUGAGGGGAGGGAUUGAUGGAGGGGCGUUCACGAUAUAAUGGACCUUCAUGUUCUCAUCCUUUCCACGGCUCGCGCUUGUAUUUGCGGCUGGGGGGUGUUCUUUUUUUCCUUUCCUCUGGUUUAGCCUUUUUUUUUUUAUUUCUUCCUCCUAUCUGGGUCAGUGGAGGGGUAUGCUGGCUUGUAUUUUGUAUAAAAUCUUUAAGGAAUUCUUUUAAAUAAAAUCAUAGCAGACCAUUAAUGGGGGAAAGACCGCUGAUCUUUUGGAUCAUUCUAAAGGACUUGAAUUCUAUAAAUAUAUAAAUAUUUGUUUUUCCAUUCGCCAUAACCAUGACUGUCUCUCAUCCAUUCCCCCCCUCCCCCACAACCUUUUCCUACCCCUUACCCUCACAUACACACAUACUCUCCCUCACUCACACACGUGCACACACAUGCACAAACAUACACACACAAACAGGCGAGAUGUGGACCAGUUUAUUUAAGCCCUUCUUUAGUUGAGUCCUUGUGUUCUCUGGUUGGCUCUUGAGCCUUAGGUGGUGUUUUUGUUUUAGAAGCUAACAUGCGGCUGUGGGGGUGCGCGCUGACCCCCCUCCCCUCGCCCCUGCCCCCUGUUCCCCCAAUCCCACCCCUCCAGCAGAGGACCACCUCCAAACACACAUUUACAUACAUACAUACGCACGCACACACACAUACACAACUCUGUAUAUUUAAUUACCGGAAAGCUCCAUCGGGCUUUGUGUGUUGAUUAAAAACUGUGUAAUAAAAUGAUUACUAAAGUCU